UCUUGCUGAGCAGAGCAAAGAAGAAGUGGAGAAGAAGAUCGGAAGCAGGAGAAGGAGCGGGAGUACCAUACGAUUUCGGAGCUUCGCAGAUUUCUUUCUCUUCGAUCAUAUAGAGUCGAGAAGCCCCAGGCAUUCGUAUCUCAUUUCUCUCGCUCUCUCUGUCUGUGACGAUUGAGUUGUUCCAGGCUUCUUUAACUCCAAGGGAAGCCAUUAAUUGGAGCUCUGAGGUUCUGUUGAGGAAACCACAACUGAUGGAGCCAACAAACAGCUCAAGCAGCGGUGCCGCCCUUACCCCAGGGUACAACACCGCCAUUACCAUCUCCCCUGAACCCACUUCUCCACGGCAAGAGGAUAUCAGCACCUUGACUUGCUUAACUUUCAACUAUAAGGAGAUGGCUGAGAGGUACCAUUCGUACCUUCGGGAGGCAGCCAUGGAGGUUGCUGCUCUGCGGGAAGAAAAUGCGAUGCUUCGAGAGGCAAACGCGGAUCUCACUCGAAGGCUCAGCAUGUUCAACAGCUCGUUGUGGAGUCAAGGAUACUUCGCUUAUCGCGCCCUCUCUUCUAUUCCUUUUCUCGCUGAAUUCCAGCGGCUCAACAUCGAAGAUGACACAUUGGGAGAAGGGCUUCCUGACAACAGUCCAACGAGCGUGCUAAGCUUCGAGGAACCUCCCGCCAUUGAUAAUUCAGUGGGCAUGGUCGCGGCGGUGAUGUCAACGGGGACGAGCAGCACGGGCCGCAUUGCGCUUCCGAAAAGCAUAGCUAUUCGAUCAGCAGGGUUCUUGAAAAUGAGCCAGCCAGGCAGGAGCGGGAGAAUCUCGAAUCACCCGAGCCGAGUCCGACUCUCCAGUCCUGUUUCUGGAAUGAGGGUUCGCGUUUUGAGCGGGAAAGAGGAGGAGUCUGAGGUAGAGGUGGAGGCAUUCAAGCAGGGGAUGUUGAAGACGGAGCUGUGCAACAAGUGGCAGCAGACCGGGGAAUGCCCCUACAGCGACCACUGCCAAUUCGCACACGGCAUCCAGGAACUUCGACCCGUCAUCCGCCACCCUCGCUACAAAACGGAGCUCUGCAAGAUGGUGGUUGCCGGAGAGACCUGUCGAUAUGGCCAUCGCUGCCACUUCCGUCACGCUCUCACCGAGGAGGAGAGACUCUCUGCUACCCGUCCCCAGUGAUUCUUUUUCCCCUGAAUAAAGCAUCGCCUCUAUA
Messenger RNA from Nymphaea colorata (pocket water lily), 1200 nucleotides. Its product is annotated as zinc finger CCCH domain-containing protein 15-like. Gene Ontology annotation, molecular function: mRNA binding; metal ion binding. The transcript is spliced from 3 exons. Bases 252 to 1166 code for a protein of 304 amino acids. The record is from RefSeq and is a predicted model, not a curated record. Lineage: Eukaryota; Viridiplantae; Streptophyta; Magnoliopsida; Nymphaeales; Nymphaeaceae.